GCAUGCGUGCGAACAGAGAGAGGAAGGAAAUGUUCUGUAUGUUCGCUUAAGUGUAUAAAAUCUGCCACUUCCUCAGGAUGACCACUCCAGCGGUGCAGCGAGCCUGACGCUUUAAGAGACUGAAGUGGAGAUCGGGGUCCAGUAAAAGUGGGAGGGUUAAAGAGAAGAGGAGGAGGAGGAGGCAGAAACAGAAAGAAAACAGAGAAACAGAGUGGAUGAGAGGCAGACUGCAGAGGACCGGUGAGAGAGACACACAGAAGAUUGAGACCGUUGUUCAGAGAUGGAUUUAAGUUUGCUUCAAGCUCUGGAGAGAGAACGGGUCCUGGAGGUUCUUCGGAGAGACAAACAGCUGCGUAUCAUCGAAGAGGACAGGAUUAGGAGGAUGAAACAUGAGCUCCAGGAGCUUCGGAGAAGAGGUGCGAAGAGUCAUGCGCGGCAGUACGGCGAGCGGACGUGCGCGCGCUGCCAGAGGCCCCUGGGAAAGUUCUGGAACUGUGGUGACGUGUGCCGCGGCUGCAGCCACCGGAUCUGCAGCAGGUGUCGAGUGGGCGUGGGAGCGGCGGGCUGGAAGUGCACGGUCUGUUACGCCUACAGGGAGGUGAAGAUCAGGUCUGGAGAAUGGUUCUUAGACGAGUGUUCACACAAAUUUCCAGUCACCACAGCGAAAUAUGAGACGGUUGGGGAGAAACUAUUAAAGACCUACAGUGUGCUGAGUCAUAUAUCAGUUGUACCUCCCACUCCUCCACCCUACAUGGAAUUUCCAUUUCUGAGCAGAUCUGGGGAUUGGAAAAGCUCAAGAACCUUCAACAAGUCCAUGGAGGACCUGAUGGUUCAUGUCACCUCUCACAUUAAAAAGAUUUCAACGUCUCAGAAUGACUUGCUCAGUGUUGACAACAUCCGCAGAGGGUCCUGCUUCAACUUCAGCAACCAGAAGAGUCUCUCCGACACCGACAUCAACAAAUCCAAAAAUCUCUUUAAAAUGCCCAGCCUUCCAAACCUGUUCAAGAAAAGCAAAGACAGCGACCAUGAAGGCUCCUCCACCGGGGCAGAAGAAGAAACUUCAUGCAGUUCUGAGUACUCAGGAGGAAAGAGAGGCAGCACCAGCAGCGUUAGCAGCUUCUUCGAGAGCAUCACUGUUUCAGGAGAGCUGGAGCUCGCUCUGUCCUACAGCAGCAGCUCCUCCUGUCUGGAGAUCUGGGUCAGGGCCUGCAGAAAUCUCACCUGUGGAGACGCCAAGAGGAAGAAAUGCAACCCAUAUGUGAAACUCUACGUGCUCCCAGAAAAGAGCAGCAAGCUGAAGACAGCGGUGAAGAAAAACACGACUGAUCCAGUUUAUAACGAAGUCUUAAAGUAUUACAUAGAGCGCCCCCUGCUGUUUGGGAAGAGACUUCAGGCCUCUGUGUGGCAUUCAGGAACCCUGAGAAAGAAGGUGUUUCUCGGGGAGGUCCUGAUCCCCCUGGAUGGCUGGAGGUUUGACGACAAGAUGUCCCAGCGCUUCAACUGGUACCCGCUGUGUCCGAAGGCUGAGGGUCCAGAGGGGGGUGCUGUGGAGCUGGACGGAGGAGAUCUGCUGCUCAGAGUAAAGCACCGCUCCAACAGUCAGGGUGUCUGACCCUGAGAGCCUGCAGAGAGCUCUUCCAGAAGACGCCCAUCCCCGAGGGUAGCACUCCGUCUACAGGUCUACAGUACGGCCCUUUGAACCUGCAUCUGUAGGAUCCAAAACCCCUCCUGUACCUUUGAAAGACCCCUGAGAAGACCUGAAAUAGACUCUGGCAACUGAAGUGACUUCUUGUCAAAUAUUGAAAAAAGAAUUAUGGUAGUCAGAACGUAGUAUAACAAACAAACAAAGACAUUUGAAGUUAUUAUUUACAACUCUUCCUUUGAAUAACUUGUUACACUUAGUGUAUCACUUGUAUAGUACAUGAAUAUACAUUUAAAUAAGAUGUCGCUUUGGAUAAAAGCCUCUGCUAAGUGAAUUGUAGAAUUGUAGAAUGUUAAGAAGUCGUAAUCAGGGAACAGGUGUUUAUAUAUUUAUGUUUUAAUUUAUUGUACUGCAAUACUUAUAUUUAUUAAUAAAGUAUUUUCUCUAAGUAUUA
Molecule: messenger RNA, 2096 nt
Organism: Labrus bergylta (ballan wrasse)
Lineage: Eukaryota; Metazoa; Chordata; Actinopteri; Labriformes; Labridae
Gene: sytl3
Product: synaptotagmin-like 3
Biological process (GO): intracellular protein transport; exocytosis
Cellular component (GO): exocytic vesicle; plasma membrane
Molecular function (GO): neurexin family protein binding; small GTPase binding
Source: RefSeq, a predicted model, not a curated record